AUGGCUGGACCCAAGAAUGCCGCCUUUGCGGAAGAGAGCGCCGAGGUUGAGGUCCUACUGGCCUCUCUGGGGAAGACCAAAGACCUUACCAAGCGGAUAGCCGCCAGCCUGUCGCGUCUGGACGUGAGCGGCAAGAUCGUCAAGGAUGCCAUCGGACCCAUCUAUGCCAACACGCAACAGCUCCAGAUCACGAGUCGUAACAUCGAGAAGGUCAAUGAAGCCAUCGAAAAGCUCAAGCAGCCUCUGGACUCACGUGGACGCGAAGAGGGCAUCAUCCGUGCUGGACCCAAGAGUGCCGGGCUGCCACAGUAUCUGGGCGCCUUGAAGCGUGUGGACAAGGCCCUCAGCGACAUGAGCUCCACAAACAUGAGAUCGAACCAACAAGCUAUAUCAGAGUUCCAGACUCUGCUGACCACCGGCGUCAAUCAGUUGAAUGACAUGUACCGGCAAAUGCUGCAGGAGGAUUCCCAGAUCGUUGAACCACUACAUUAUAUCACUAAACAAAUACCAUUCCCUACAUUCUCCACUGAGAAGGCGCAGAACCUAAGCCAGAUAGCCAUGGCAAUCGCUUCGGCCGGGGCUCAAUCCGCCAGAAUGGGCCAACGUGAAGACGACGUCGCGGCGCGCAUAUACUCAGAAAUCAGAGGUGACUAUCUCCAAGGUAGUCUGCAAAACCUGGCAACAGCAUCUAUCAUGACGUCGAAACGACGAGACGACGACACCGGUGUCUAUCGUGAAGGGUCAAGCGGCGUUGGUGCCUACGUAAAGGCCAUCGAAGGCAUGUUUCUCGCAGAAGCAGAGAACACGUCCCGCAUAUUCCGCAACGAAGCCGGCCGCGUUCUCACCUCAACCUGCGGCAAAGCCAUGGCGACGUUCUCGCGCACAAUGUCCGACCUGAACAAUGUUAUCAAGCCGCGCAUCUUAAGCGACUGCUUCCUCGCCUACGAGAUCCUGGACCUCGUAACACCGCUGAGCUACCGGCUGGAGCAACGGACCGGUCAACUCCGACCACAAUUCGCCGAAGCACUGCGCCCAUUACGGGACACCGCCCGCUCGUCCUUAGGCGACAUCAUCACGCAAACAAAGAGGCAAGCCGAGGCGACCUCGACGCUGCCGCCCGACGGCAACACCAUCCCGCUGGUAUCCCAGACCGCCACGCGCCUACAAAACCUCGCGACCUUCGACCGGCCCAUCCUCGCCCUCCUGUCCUCCAUAGGCGACGGCAACUGGCGGUCCGCCCCUGGCAUGGCUUCGCAAUCGACCCUGAACCUCGAACUGACCCCCUCGACGGAGAACCCGACCCUCCUCUCGCACUACCUAGUCGACCUGGUCGACGGGCUGCUCACGACGCUCAACACGCGCUCCCAGGCCCUGCACCCCAAGAAACCCCUCCAGGGGAUCUUCCAGCUGAACAACGUCGCGAUCGUGACUCGCACGGUGCAGUCCUCCCCCGAUCUAGCGCGCUACCUGGGCAUCUCGCCACACAACGCGAAACUCGAGUCCUACCGCAAAGCCGGCUCGUCGCUGUACCUCACGGCAUGGCGCGACCCGGCGAACCACCUGUUUGAUCAGAUCCAGACGUCUGGCUCGCGGCCGUUGUCGUCCGGACAGGGCCCCGCCAUCGACUCGACCAGCAUCAUCAAAUCACUAAACAGCAAGGACAAGGACAAGAUCAAGGAGAAGUUCCGGCUCUUCAACGCCAGCUUCGACGAGCUGGUCUCCCGCCACAAGUCGCUGCACAUGGAGAGCGAGGUGCGCGCGAACCUGGCACGGGAGAUCCAGAGCCUGAUCGAGCCGCUUUACGCGCGCUUCUGGGACCGGUACCACGAGGUGGAUAAGGGGAAGGGGAAAGUCGUGCGCUACGACAAGGGGGCUUUGGCGUCUAUGCUGGCGAGUCUGUAG
Cladophialophora yegresii CBS 114405 is the source of this 1902-nucleotide messenger RNA. RefSeq lists its product as uncharacterized. The transcript has a single exon. Gene Ontology annotation, biological process: exocytosis. The record is from RefSeq and is a predicted model, not a curated record. Bases 1 to 1902 code for a protein of 633 amino acids. NCBI's taxonomy places the organism in Eukaryota, Fungi, Ascomycota, Eurotiomycetes, Chaetothyriales, Herpotrichiellaceae. Gene Ontology annotation, molecular function: phosphatidylinositol-4,5-bisphosphate binding. Gene Ontology annotation, cellular component: exocyst.